This is a messenger RNA of Pochonia chlamydosporia 170, 1353 nucleotides long. Its product is annotated as phosphatidylinositol transporter. The record is from RefSeq and is a predicted model, not a curated record. The transcript is spliced from 3 exons. The coding region runs from base 1 to 1353 and encodes 450 amino acids. NCBI's taxonomy places the organism in Eukaryota, Fungi, Ascomycota, Sordariomycetes, Hypocreales, Clavicipitaceae.
AUGACGGCCGAUCUUGCCCCCGCACCGUCCGUCACAUCCGGCACUUCCGCACCAGCCUCGCGGGUGAAAUCCUCGACAUCAACCACCAGCGUGUUUGGAUAUCCGCGCGGACACUGGGGACACUUGAGCGAGCAUGAGGACGAGGCAUUGAGCAAGUUUAAGGAUGUUUUGGAGGAGAGAGGUGUUUGGACGAGGGAGCCUGCUAGCCAUGAUGACCAAACGUUGCUGCGGUUUCUACGUGCGCGCCGUUGGGUAGUGGAAGAUGCGUACAAACAGUUCAAGGACACGGAGGAUUGGCGAGCCGCCAAUAACAUCGAUACGCUGUAUCGCACAAUCGAGCUGGAUGCGUACGAGCAGAGCAGAAGACUGUAUCCGCAAUGGACGGGCCGCCGUGACCGCCGCGGCAUCCCGCUGUACGUCUUUGAAAUCAAGAAUCUCGACUCCAAAACCGUCUCCGAAUACGAACGACUCGGCGCGAAGUCCACCUUCUCCGACGCCAAAACCGACGGCAAGACACCGCCCGGCCUGCUCCGCCUGUUCGCGCUGUACGAGAACCUCACGCGCUUCUCUCAGCCGUUUUGCACGCAGCUCACGGACAGGGAGCACCCGGACGUGCCGGUGACCAUGUCGACCAACAUUGUGGACAUUUCAGGCGUAGGCCUCAAGCAGUUCUGGAAUCUAAAGGGCCACAUGCAGGCGGCUAGUCAGCUCGCCACGGCGCAUUACCCCGAGACGCUGGAUAGGAUCUUCAUCAUCGGAGCGCCCAUGUUCUUCAGCACGGUAUGGGGCUGGAUCAAGCGCUGGUUCGACCCGAUUACCGUUUCGAAAAUCUUUGUCCUGAGCUCGCAUGAGGUGAAGCCCACGCUGGAGGCGUUCAUUGACCCGAGGAAUAUUCCUAAAAAGUAUGGCGGCGAGCUGGACUUUGGGUUCGGGCAGCUGGGUGUUCCGGAUCCGAUGUGGGAGGGGAUAAUCGAGUGGGAGAAUGGGUACUCUUCCUUCCCUAGCGGACCGCUGCUGUGGGAGGAUGUCGAUGACGGGAAGAGGAUUGCGUGCGUGGCGCUGGGGAAGGAUAAUGGUGUGGCUAGGAAUGUGCGUAUCUGUACAUUGCCGAGGACGUGGCCUGAAGAGUCUGUUGCGCAGACGCAGACGAAUGGGGAGAAGGUUGAGACGGCUGCGGAGGGGACGCAGACGAAUGGUGAGGUGUCGGAGGGGACGCAGACUGCGGAUGAGACUAGGGAUGAUGGUGUCCAGACUGAUGAUGGGGAGGGGAUUACGAAUGGCGAGAUCGUGGAGAAGUUGAAGUUGACGGAGGAGAAGGAUGCUGUGCGUGCUGCGCCGGCUGCUGCUGCUUAA